Penicillium subrubescens is the source of this 2100-nucleotide messenger RNA. Its product is annotated as Sec1 family protein. Gene Ontology annotation, biological process: intracellular protein transport; vesicle-mediated transport. Gene Ontology annotation, molecular function: syntaxin binding. The record is from RefSeq and is a predicted model, not a curated record. The coding region runs from base 1 to 2100 and encodes 699 amino acids. The transcript has 7 exons. Gene Ontology annotation, cellular component: secretory granule; plasma membrane. NCBI's taxonomy places the organism in Eukaryota, Fungi, Ascomycota, Eurotiomycetes, Eurotiales, Aspergillaceae.
AUGGGCUCCUCCAUCAUCGGCAUCCAGCGCGACAUUAUCCUCAACACGAUCCGCAAUGUCGUCGGCAAUGACUGGAAAGUUUUGGUGGUGGAUGAGGCCAGCCGAAAGCUGAUCAACAGCGCUGUGAAAGACGAAGAGAUCCUGAACCUCAAUGUGUCCAACAUCGAACAAAUCGAGAACCGCCGGCAGCCCAACCCGGACAUGAGCGCGCUGUACAUACUGUCGCCACAGUCAUGGAUUGUCGACUGUUUGAUGGCCGACUUUGAGGUCGGACGAUAUAAGAAGGCAUACUUGGUUUGGACCUCCUUCCUCGACCCCCAGCAGCGUCAACGUCUCGAUCGAUCUGAAAUUGCCCGGAAUCACAUCGCUGACUACCGGAUCUUGAACAUCGACUUCUACCCUCGAGAAUCACACCUGGUCACUUUGCGGGAUCCAUGGAGCUUCCCGGUGCUGUUCCACCCAGGCUGCAAUGGAUUGGUCCGCAAACACCUCGAAGAAUUGGCUCAAAAGAUUGUCUCGCUUUGCGCCUGCUUGGGCGAGUAUCCUGUGAUCCGGUAUUACCGCCCUCGUGCCCCGACUCAUGAAGCUGGUGUGCUUUGCUCCCACCUCGCCCGUUUCGUCCAAAGUGAAUUAGACCAAUUUGCGCAAUUUCAGCGUGACUUCCCUCCUCCAUCGAACCGACCUCGUGGAGUGUUACUUAUUGUUGACCGUUCUAUGGACGUUUUCGCGCCACUCCUCCAUGAAUUCACAUACGGGGCCAUGGUGUUCGAUUUGUUGCCGGUCAAGGAUGGAGAAAAGAUCACAUAUAAGACUCUACUCAAUCAAGGCAAGCCCAACGAGGAGCUAAAAGAGAUGGAGAUUGGCGAGCACGACAAGGUCUGGGUAGACUAUCGACACAUGCACAUGAAAGAUGUGCUUGAGAAACUUGGUGAUGAUUUUGCCAGAUUCAGAGCAGCGAAUCCACAAUUUGCAGAAGAUAACGAGAAGCUCACCGUGAACACGAUCCGGGACAUGUUGGUUGGCCUGAAUGAAUUCACAGAAGGCAAGGACGCUUACACGCUGCAUUUGAAUAUGGCAGAGGAGUGUAUGAAAUUCUUCCAGGAGCGUAAGCUCAUCGAAGUCAGUUCCAUUGAACAGUCUUUUGCAACCGGACUCGAUGAGAAUUUCAAGAAGGCCAAAAACUUGGCAGCGCAGCUCGUUCAACUUCUGGAUGAUGAAUCAGUCAUCCCUCUGGAUCGACUGAGAUUGAUCCUAUUGUAUAUUAUUUACCGUGGCGGUUUACUCGGCGGUGACAUCCGAAAGCUAAUGGCACAUGCCCAGCUUCCAGGCCAAGACGGCCAGGUAAUUGCCAAUCUGGAGCUUCUAGGAGUUCGCGUGGAGAAACCACUCAAAGACGAAAAGCCGCCGGUGCAGCCCCUGUUCAACCGCAAGAACCCAGGUUCGGAGUCGGAAGAACUCAGCCUGGCCCGCUAUGAUUUGAAUCUCAAACAGAUGCUUGAGGAGCAAAUCAAGGGCACGUUGGACCAGACGACUUUCCCUUUCACGAGACCUCACACCGAAACUGAUAGCGCAAUGGCCGCCCAGGAGACACUCUCCCAGCAAGCCUCUUUGCGCAGUGCUAAACCAACCUGGGCGCGCACUCGCGCUGUUGAUCAGCCGCGCCAGCGCAUGAUUGUCUUCAUGGCUGGUGGCGCCACCCACUCUGAGGCUCGCGCUUGUUACGAGGUCUCACAGGCGUACAACCGGGAUGUGUUCCUAGCCACCACUCACAUGCUAACUCCAUCACUCUUCAUACGUCAAGUCCGGGAUCUCAGUGUUGACAAACGCCGUUUGGACCUUCCCGCAGACCGGCCUAAGCCUACUGCCCCUGCUCAUCUAUUUGAGAAGAACACGCCUUCACCUCCCCCUCCUCAGCCACAAAAGAAGGCUGUGCCCCCACCCAAUCUCAACCCCCCUGUAGCCCCGGGGGACAUGAUGGCGAAUCUGUCUCUGAAUAACGGAUCGACACCUCCGCCUAGUGGGAAGCUCAGCAAGAAGGACAAAGAUAAGAAGGAUAAGGACAAGAAAGACAAGGACAAGAAGUACCGGUUCUUCAAAUAG